This is a messenger RNA of Daphnia magna, 2446 nucleotides long. RefSeq lists its product as uncharacterized. Gene Ontology annotation, molecular function: aspartic-type endopeptidase activity. Gene Ontology annotation, biological process: proteolysis. The transcript is spliced from 5 exons. The record is from RefSeq and is a predicted model, not a curated record. Bases 809 to 2446 code for a protein of 545 amino acids. NCBI's taxonomy places the organism in Eukaryota, Metazoa, Arthropoda, Branchiopoda, Diplostraca, Daphniidae.
GAAAACUUUUAGUUCGAUUAUUUGCCACUUGGCAACGUCUUAGUUUAAGUCAAAUUCUCUUCCUUAUAUUCCCCGCACUCUUUUCCCCAUUGUCUCGUCUGCUAUUUAAUGGAAGUCUAAAACCACGCGAGUGACACUUCUCGUUUUUGGUUAUCCCCGAACAUAAUUCUAUUUUUGUGUGUGUUCUUAUUCUGUCAAUCAGUUUUAUAUUGAUUUGGCCUGUCUAUUGGUCUAUGUCUAUUCUGGCCAGUGAGUGUUUGGUUAACCAACUCACCUGGUUUUGCUCUUUGUCUCUUUAUCUGUGGUUCAUGGUCUGGGUGGCAUCCUAAUACUUUAGUCGUGCCAUCCCAGAUACCAUUUGGAUUUAUUCUUAUUCACUGGUUUAAUCCCUGUCACAUUGACAUUUGGCUAUUUGUGACUGGUAUCAUUGCGACUCACUUGCUAUCAAUCAUCAUCUUAAUCAGAAAUACAUACGAGUGCCUUACAAACACUCUUGAGUAAAGUAACGAGGCUCCUUACAAUCACAGCGUCGAAACAUUUUGGUCCUUCGAACCGGAGCUUCCAGCGUUACUUUACUGAUCCACCAGCUACUUGGAGCUGGACUUUCUGAUUCUUCUGUCCACCAACAAAUCUGGAGCUGGUCUUCUCAUUGUCUUAUCUGCCAGCACACCUGGAGCUGGUCAUCUACUAUUCUACCGAACACAGUCGGCCCUCAUCUUGCUAAUUAGUCCUCCAUCUUUCGAGAUUCGCUGCCUUUCUUCUCUCCACGUCUCUCUCUUUGGUCCAUUCCAGUUCGGUCUUCGACAUCAUGGCUGGCGUACCUAAAGAUCCUGAAACUGCUGCUGAAGACUUUCGACUUCAGGUUACUAGAAGACCAACGCUUCGUCGACAAAUUACUACAGCAUUGAACAAAAUCAACGCCAUCAUAACGAGUGGAGGUCCGCGAGGCGGGUUAGCUGCGUUGCUACGUCACGUCGAAGAAUUGGUAAAUCAAGCAACCAGUCUUCAAACGGAAUUAUCUGCCCUCGAGACCGAAGAAGAAAGUGAAAGACAGGACAACAUCCAUUUGGGAUACAUAGAGAGAUUUGGACAAAUCUCGGAAGCUAGCAAAGCCUAUUACGCCAGUCGGGGAGCUGAAGCUUCCGUAGUGGAGGAGCAAAUAUUCGAAGAUGAAGAAGAGGACAUCUCCGCUUCCAAGGUUGGUCGGAGACAAGCUGCACUUGCUGAAGCUCAGGCCAGAGCAGAUGAAGCAGCAGGAAAUGCAGAAAGAGCUCGACAAGAAGCGGAAGAAGCCCAACUUGCCCUCCAACGAUUGAACUUAGAAGAAGACAGGAUGAGUUCAGUCAGCCAACGCCAACCGAAUCCGAAUCCGCUGACAACCGAUUUCAGAUUACGCCAACGAAAGCUCAACCUGCCAACAAGCUCAGAGGCCCCUGACGAUUGGAUCGACCGUUAUGCAGCCGGCCAUUUGAGGCCCAACAAAGGUUCCAGUUCGCGAUCAUCAGUGAAGACAGAGCUUGAAGCUUACACUGGGAAAUCAUUAGAUUGGUUCGAGUGGAUUGACUUGUUUCGAGCUCUCGUCCAUGAUAUGGGGAAAUUCCCUGGGAAGAAACUGGCAACCCUCAAGAGGCACUUGAAAGGUGACUGUGCCAACCUAGUACAUGGUCUAGGAGGGGGAGAAUUAGCCUAUAUUAAAGCACUAGUCCGAUUGAAGCAGUCCUGUGGUCGUCGAGAUGUAAUGAGAGCCACACAUAUACAAGCUAUUGAGAAAAUGGAAUUAAAGAAUGAUCCUGCCGCUUUCAAACGUUUCGUCGAAAAGAUUAGGACUCAUCUAUUUGACCUCAGCCGGAUUGGUGAUAGAAUCGCCUUUUGUGCCAGACAUCGAUUGUGUUUUGGCUGUCUUGGUGCCAAACAUUUCGUCCGGUUCUGCAAUCAGAAGAAGCCAUGCAAGGUCGCCGGUUGCCACCUGCAUCAUCACGAAUUACUCCAUGAUCCAGCGAGAGCAGCCGAUCGCGUGCCGACAGAGUCUUCCAGGUCAGAAACAGCAAGAAUAGGACAUACCAGCCCACAACGAGUUGCCAUGGAGAUGAUGCGCCUGAAGAUCCUGAAUGCUGAUGGAGAUGCUGUAUGGGCCAAUGCCUUCAUUGACGAAGGAAGCGAUUCCACUUUGAUACGGCAAGGAUUCACCAGCGCGAAUAAGAUUUUCGGCGUUCAUCAGAUCCUGACAGUGGAAGGAGCAGGCGGAGUCGUGACGAAGUAUCGAUCUCAACGCGUAGAUUUCAAGAUUAAUACUGACUCCGGAGAAACUUUGAAUGUACGUGGCUCUACCCUGCCUUCUACCGUAGCGAGUACCACUCCUGUGACAGAUUGGGGAGUUCUCAAGAAGCGCUGGUCUCAUCUUUCCGACCUUCCGGUUGGGAACACUGGUGGAAGAGUUGAUAUUUGA